AUGGCAUUCCCUUUGCCGCGGGGCGUUACGGCGUCGGAGAUUGCUUUUCUGGCGGAGAUGGAAUCCGUGACUAUUGUGCCUCGACAGCGCCUCGAGGGGCUUGAAUUACUAGGAGGCCCCGUUGAACCUCUGAUCCCUCCACGACGUGCUGCCCUCCCCCUCUGGCUCGCACUUCUACUCAAACGCCAACGCCGUGCGAAUAUCAUACCACCACCCUGGCUACACCCAGAGUCUCUUAGUCUUAUUCUCGAGGUUGAAUCUGGACACCAGGAUUAUCAGAACGCUUUCUCUCCACCUCCUCCGCUGCCCGGCCAACCCAGCGUUCUAGACCGUGGCCAAGAACCAACUGCUCGGCCUCAGUAUACUCCAGAUGGCAAUCGAUACUAUGCUGCGCCGCCCUUCCUACCACACAAUACAGCACAACCUGUGAAUUCCUCACGGGAUGCCCCUUCACUACCGUUCCACUGGGUCGAGGUUGGGAACAUGCUUCUCGAUGCUGCGAGCGACGAUCUAAUGGACCCGGACCAGAUUCGCCGAUUACUGAAAGAUUUGCGAGAAGUGCGCAUGGCGAAGAUGAGGUCCGGUGUCGAUGUUUUAGAUGCUGCAGCCACUGGUGGCGGUGGUGUUGCUUUGACGGGCGUUGGUUCUAUGGAGUUGGGCGAGGAGCGAGGGUUCGUCACUGGCGUGGUGGAUGGUCUCCGGAAAAUCGGCUCUUCUAAAGAACAAGCACGACGCGAACAGAUGGCCGAGCAAAGAGCCAAUGGCGGAUACGACGACACACAAAACGACGACGAGGAAGAAGAUUACAUGGAGUUCUAA
Penicillium nucicola is the source of this 819-nucleotide messenger RNA. RefSeq names its product DNA replication protein PSF2 (gene psf2). NCBI's taxonomy places the organism in Eukaryota, Fungi, Ascomycota, Eurotiomycetes, Eurotiales, Aspergillaceae. Bases 1 to 819 code for a protein of 272 amino acids. The record is from RefSeq and is a predicted model, not a curated record. The transcript is spliced from 3 exons. Gene Ontology annotation, cellular component: GINS complex; nucleus. Gene Ontology annotation, biological process: DNA replication; double-strand break repair via break-induced replication.